AUGCGCUCUUUCACCUCUUUCACCUCGGGCCUCCGCUCGUUCAAUGCCUUGUCGCAAAACAUCACACGCUCGCGCUUCCUCUCAACACAGCCUCUCCGAUCGCGCUCCUCCAUCUCAUCAGCUCUCCCUCACUCACGAAUCUUCACUCAAACCCAACUCCGCUACAACUCAAGCGCUCCUCGCCCUCUCACCGAGGCGCCAAAGAGCCAAACCGAAAAAGAAGCGGAGUGGGAGGCGGCAAACCAGGAGCGUCGCAAGAAUGAAGAGGCCUACCGAAUUACUUUUACUUGCAAACCCUGCGGUCAUCGCUCUGCGCACCGCAUGUCAAAGCAGGGUUAUCACCGCGGAACCGUCCUCAUCCAAUGUCCUUCGUGCCAGUCGCGCCAUGUCAUGAGUGACCAUCUCGGAGUUUUCUUCGAUAAGAAGACUACCCUUGAAGAUCUUUUGAAGGAGAAGGGUCAGGCUUUGACCCACGGUCACACUGAUGGAAACCUUGAAUUCUGGGAUGAUGGCACAGUGAAGAGCUAUGACUUGGAGGGCAAGGAGAAACUUGGAUCUCCCGAGGAAGAGAAGAAACUGGGAUCUUCCAGCGAGAAGUCGGAAUAA
Messenger RNA from Penicillium salamii, 606 nucleotides. NCBI's taxonomy places the organism in Eukaryota, Fungi, Ascomycota, Eurotiomycetes, Eurotiales, Aspergillaceae. The record is from the annotation of a GenBank genome assembly.